UCUUGGAAUCAUUUCCAGGCCGGACGCAUGGGCGCCGCUGCUAAUAGUAAUCCAUCCUCCAGCUCCUCCUCCUCCUUCUCGUCCUGGGACUCGUUUCCCUCCGACAUGAGCAGCGGAGAGACGGUCGGCGCGGAAACGAGUCCUCGGCCCAAGAAGCGAGCAGCGUCGGCUGCGCCGCCGUACAUAGGCGUGCGCGCGCGGCUCUGGGGGCGGUUCGCCGCGGAGAUCCGUGACUCGACGCGGGGCGGCGCGCGGGUCUGGCUGGGCACCUUCGACACCGCGGAGGACGCUGCGAUGGCAUAUGACCAGGCGGCGCUCUCCUCGCGGGGCACGGCCACGGUGCUCAACUUCCCUCUAGAGCACGUCCAGGAGUCGCUCCAUGCCCUCGGCGCCACGUCCGCGGGCAUGGACGGAUCGCCCGUUCUGGCGCUCAAACGGCGCCACUCCAAAAGAAGAAGGCGCAGCAAGGUCGGGAUUGCGAACGACGCGGCGACGACCAGGAUGAGGAAGAUCAAGACGAUGGCCGUGCAGGAGCGUCCGGCCAUGGAGCUGGAGGACCUCGGCGCCGAAUACCUCGACGAGCUUCUCAGGAUUACCUGUGGUACAACUUACUAA
This is a messenger RNA of Triticum aestivum (bread wheat), 615 nucleotides long. Its product is annotated as ethylene-responsive transcription factor ERF094-like. Lineage: Eukaryota; Viridiplantae; Streptophyta; Magnoliopsida; Poales; Poaceae. The coding region runs from base 28 to 615 and encodes 195 amino acids. Gene Ontology annotation, biological process: regulation of DNA-templated transcription; ethylene-activated signaling pathway. Gene Ontology annotation, molecular function: DNA-binding transcription factor activity; DNA binding. The record is from RefSeq and is a predicted model, not a curated record. The transcript has a single exon.